Puntigrus tetrazona (Sumatra barb) is the source of this 1962-nucleotide messenger RNA. RefSeq lists its product as uncharacterized. Lineage: Eukaryota; Metazoa; Chordata; Actinopteri; Cypriniformes; Cyprinidae. The record is from RefSeq and is a predicted model, not a curated record. Bases 1053 to 1697 code for a protein of 214 amino acids. The transcript is spliced from 15 exons.
CGACCAGAAAAACAGCACAAGGAUUAUCACAAAAGAGCUCAUUUCUUAAACAAGAACAUUACAGAUGGAAACUUCUCCCUCCGGCUGAAAAACCUGAGAACUGAAGAUGAAGGGGUUACACAUGUAACGUUUACAGCGACCAGGAGUGUGUGUGUUCAGUCAGAAAAGAGCUGAAACUGAGAUUCUCUGUGAAACCUUCGCAUUACAUGACCGUUCCUCUUGGAUCUUCAGUGGUUUUGCCCUGUUAUCAUAAUAAACCCUCUGGAACGAGCAAUCUGAAGGUGGAGUGGAGAAGAAACGAGUCUUUAGUUCAUCUGUAUCAGGACGGAGAGAGUCGAGCAGAAGCCCAGCAGCAGGAUUAUCAGGACAGAGCUCAUUUCUUCACUGAUCAGAUUCAACAUGGAAACUUCUCUCUCCUUCUUUAUGAUCUGAGAUCUGAAGAUGAGGGACAGUACACAUGUACAGUUCACACUGGCUCUUUCUGGAGUCGCUGUUCAACUAAUAUAAACUUGGUACUGAAACUAUUGGAACCAGUCUUCCGUCUUCAGAUGUUUCUGGUCUUCUGUCCAAAUGUUCUGAUGUUUCUGGCGUUUGUUUUCUGGGGUGUUUCUGAAGGGUCUGUGAGUGAGUCGGUCUGUUGUUGCGCUCUUUAUUUUCUGAGGCCUCUCCUGCUGCUCUGGACGGCUCCGUAUAUUUUUCAUUUCACAGGCACAGUUAAAACAUUGAUUCUGAACUACAGUUAUGUGGCAGAAUAUGUUGUUGUCUUACUUGUUGUGUAUUCAGACAUCAUACGAGCAGCACAAAGGUCAUCAGGAGCAGACUGAAAACAGAACAGUCUCAGAAACACACAGACUGUCGUUAAAAAUACAGUACUCUCUCUUCACAAGUGCUUGGCAAAGCUUCUGAGCUACGCUGAGUUUGACAGAGCCGUGAUCAUCGCCCUGUUUGUGUUGGUGUUUGUGUUCUGCCUCUGCAAAGCCUUUUACAUUUUAGCGACAGAGGUCUGGAAGAAAACCGGACAGGCACUUAAGAUCUUUAAUCUCGUGGCUGAUAUGAUCUUUCAGAUUCUGCCAACUUUACAGUUCAUCCUCCUCUUCUACACGUUUGGAUCGACCAGAGGAGGAUUCAUCAUAAUUAUUAUUGUACCACUGUUAAUGCUGAUGAUGAAUGACGCAUGGCUUAAAAGAUGCUAUUAUAGACUGGGCUUUUCACUUUCAGUUGUGAAGACAGUGAUGAUCAUCUUCAUAUUGGUGACUAAUGCAGUGAUGAUCGUUCUUUACAUAUUCACUCUGGACUAUCAAACAGAUGCGAUUGGAUGGGGCUGUGUUGUGAUGUUUCUGCAGGUUCGCUGGACGCUCAUGUUCUUCACAGAUUAUAUUUAUGGUUUUCUCAGAUUGUCUCAAGGUUUUCAGCGUUAUGUUGCUGUGUAUGUGUUUGGAUCAGUUGUUGUAGUUUUACUGAACUCUGCAUUAAUAACAGAAAUGAUCCUGAAAUCAGCGUCUGGAGGCCGUGUGAUGGCUGAUCUCAGAUUCAUUGUGUUUCUGUCUGAGUGUUUAUUUGCUGUAUCUCUGAUGAUUUCUGCGUUCUUAGGAUCCAAGAUCACAGACUGUCUGAAGUCUUGUCAGGAGAAAGCGAGACCGAGACGAGUCAAAAGAUCCCAGAAGAACCAGAACUCAGAAGAAGAGAGAUUUCUCUGAAGACUGUAGAUGCAGCGCUGUCUCAAACAUGAUAAAGAAACUAUUACAGAGUGAUCCUGAACACGUUAAAGCUGCUUUCAGUCAACGGAUGGAUUGUGAGCAGCACCUAACAAACUAAAAUAUGUCCAUCAGAUCUGCACUGAUCCACUGACGUGUUUUUUGGAAAUAGCUGUAAAUAUAUAUUUUGUAUAUAUGUGUGUAAAAUCUUUUUUAAAGACUGAUUCUAGUAAUACACAUAUUAAAAUCUGUAAUGGCCGAUCUCAGA